AUGCCAGGUCGGCUUUAUGUGGUGAAUGCGCCGGAGUCGCAUGUCAUUCGAUCAGAGAUGAUGGUGAACCACAGUGCAGCAAGAAUGAGAAGAAGGUCCGGGAUUCUAGGGCCCAGAGAAGAAGAUGGUAUACCCCGCGAGCCGCAGGCAUCCCCCGAUAGGCUUACAGCCAGUGAGGAUCUUGCAGUCAUUGACUACGUUACGCGAUGGAGGGAUCACGGGUUCCAUCUCAAGAAACAAGACAUGGUGUCACAAAUUGCCAGUGCUUAUCUCAAGCAUUGUGGCAACCCAGACAGCGGUAUCAGUCGCCAUCAUGGGAUAUUCGCUCGCAAUCAUGAAUUUCACGAGAAGUUCAAAAAUGACCGAAAAUUAGAAAAACAGCAACUGUCUAACAAGAAUCCCGAAGUCGAAGAUACUACGCUGUGCGAAUUCAUUAAGCUGUUCGCAGCCAUUCGAUCAAAGCAUGACAUCCAAGAUGAGCAAACCUAUGUUCUCUCGGAUACUGGAUAUGCCACUGCGAUUCAAAAAGAUAAGAGGCUUUUGAAUAUUCGCCGCCGGGGAUCUUCUGGAAACCGCGAAUUGGCGUCAGUCAUCUACUGUCAUCCGGCUUGUGGGAAGCCACUUUCACCGUACGUCAUUUUCAAGUCAUCCAAUGUUCGGGGACCGAAAAAGUACGACGGCCGAGUCACAAUAUCAUACAACACUACGGGUUGGGCUGAGACAACGCAUGCGCUGGAUUGGCUGAACAGUGUUUUCGAGAGGGAGACAAGUUCAUCUCUACGCCGCAACCGGGGUCAACGACGUGAUCAAAAUCAACAUCGUCUCUUGCUGAUUGAUGAAUCGUUUCCCGUAACACCUGAAUUCUUUGUGAACUGCUGGGAGAGAAAGGUCAUCUGUCUUUGCAUUCCCAAAAAAGGCAGUGAAUAUCUCAACCCCUUCGACAACGGAAUAAUUGAGGCUCUCGACAAGCUUUAUGCAGAGCAUAUGAAGAAACAGCUACGAGAGCACAUGACGCCACACCUACAAUUGCAAGGGCCAUACACCAUCUCAGCAUCGCAAUUCGCGACCUUUGUUGACCGUGAACUCAGUUAUCCCGACCGAGAGGAAGAAUCGAAGGGCGCAUGGUCUCAAGCCUGCUUAAUUCCUGCCGAUGGUGAUCGGCUGCUUAGCCGCCGCAAGGGUGAUCGAAUUCGCUCUCAAACUGUCGAGCCCAACACUCCGACACGUGCUUAUGGUCGUCACACAUAUCUCGAUACGAGCAGCGGGACAGAGAACACUAAUGCCGCUACUGAUGUCGAAGAGGCUUCCAUUGCUGCAUCCGUCAUUGUUCCCCAAGAUCAGUCACCUUCGCGGCAGUCACUGCAAGAGUCACAACCAAGGGAAACUCGCGGUGAGAUCUCACCAGAAUCAGAAACUUCUGAUAGCUCGGAAGAUAUCGAAGACUCGGAUGGUAUUGCGGAUAAAGUGGAGCAGGAUGAAUCCGAGCAAUCCAGCAGCGACGAAUCCUGCAAUAUCGCAGCUGUCACACCACGCCGAACCCCAAAGCAACCGAAGACGCCUAGAUCAUCUCCACCCCGAGCAUCCCCAACGGUAACCAGCUCGGUGAUCUCCAAUGAGACUUUCAGCAGGAUGUUUGAUAAGUACGAAGCAGCGUCGUCCAAGUCUAAGAAGCGGCUGCGGGAGGAGAUGGUGAUAGAAUAUGCCAAGUGCAUUUGGGAGCUUCAGAGAUGUGGGAUCAAGGUGCCACGGUCAUCUAAAAAAUCAAGGGCCCGUUGA
This is a messenger RNA of Penicillium paradoxum, 1776 nucleotides long. RefSeq lists its product as uncharacterized. The record is from RefSeq and is a predicted model, not a curated record. Gene Ontology annotation, molecular function: nucleic acid binding. NCBI's taxonomy places the organism in Eukaryota, Fungi, Ascomycota, Eurotiomycetes, Eurotiales, Aspergillaceae. The transcript has a single exon. Bases 1 to 1776 code for a protein of 591 amino acids.